GCAAACUGGCAGAACUUCACCUCCCAACAACAGUACCAAGACCUGAGGGAUCAAAUCUAUCCUAUUGAGCCCUUGGAUUAAGAAUGUCUUCUCAUAGAGGCUCCUCCACUCCACAAGGAGGCCCCAGCAGACCCGCACAUGGAGGCAAUGUUGACCCUUUCGCCCUGUCAUUUGACGGAUCGGAUGGAGUACCAACACAAGCUAGGCACGACACGCGCGAUAGGUUAUCAGGGACCCCCAGUCACUCCACUCAGUCGUCCCCUUAUCACCCAGCUCCCAACAGACCCCAGGGCAGACCCGCACAUGGAGGCAGCAUUGACCCCUUCGCCCUAUCAUUUGACGGAUCGGAUGGGGUACCAACACAAGCAAGGCGCGAUACUCAAUCGGGGGUAUCGAUGCACUCAACUCAGUCGUCCCCUUCAACACCAUCUCAAAGUGCGAAUCAGACAAAUGGUGUGCAAGCAGGAGCACGAGUGUCUCCAUCCUGGUGCGCGACUACUUCGACGUCAUAUAGAAUGUCAGAUCAUAUAUCCCGCGAGCAACAAGAAGCUUCGACAUAUCCACCACAGCCUCCUCCUUCAACACCCGCCAGAAGUGUGAAUACGAUAUCACGCGUGCCAGUUGGAGGGAAAACGAACUCUCAACCUAAAGUUCACGCAUCUGUGUCUGUUGCUGAGGUGCGGUCACCAGCACCAACUUACACUGGUUAUUAUGAACCAGUAUCCAAGAGUCAGAGUUAUGACAUGCUGGACGUCGACUUGGAGGUUGCUCAGGAGAAGGAUAAUGCCCAUGAUUCUUUCGUGUCCAAAGCUCCUCUCCGGGGUUACCUUGGAAACUUCUUCACCAAGACCUCAAAGUAUCGAGCAAUUCAGUCACCGCACUCAGUCCAGGAGGCAGGCUGGCCUAGCAACUCUGAAUCGACUUUCAGGCACCAAGACAGCCUUGGAAGGCUUUACAAAGGUCCCUCAGAUGACAGAUUCCUCAAUCCCGUUGAUGGCAGUGUAAAAGAACUCGUUGUGCAGUGCACGGAUGUAUUGUAUUGGGGGCCUAAGAACACUACAUACAAACGAACCUUCAUCCGAAAUGUCUCCCCCAUCACGCUACAGCUUGCUAAUUGGCCAACGUCCCAUCUCAACGAUGGACCUAAAAGUAAAUCUGCAGAUCGUAAGGCAAAGCUCUUUCUGGCUGUGAAAUGGCCAGUCACUUGCUAUGCCCUGAAUCACUUGAUCGGUAUCCCAGGCCUCACCUCUACCGGGACGGUACUCAACCACGGCAACUAUGAUCCUUUCCCAUAUCGGUAUUGGGGAUACUGCAAAGUAACCCGAAAUACGGUGGAGGAAGGCACUACUCCCUCCGGUGCAUCUCCUCAGGAUAUCAAUAUUCCAGCAGCUCGCAGCAAUCGCAUCCUGGAGCCCAUAACCCUCUGCAUCAUUAAGGAGGACGAGCCGUAUGGUCGUCCAACGCUUGUCUCAGGUUGGAAGAAUGACAUCGAGAAUCAACAUCACCAUGGCAAAUGCCCAGAGUACCUUUUCAUUGCUUACACCGCAGAGCAGUUCAAGCACAGUAACGCACACGACGUAGCAGCGUUGCAUUCCCUUGCAACGAGGGCAACCAGAGAUGCUGGCCUGACAGCUUACUGGGUGGGACUUUCCUGCAUGCAGCCAGACAAUGUCGAAGACGACGUAUUCCGCAUCAGUGACAUUGUGAGAGGAGCCCAUUCCAUGGCCGUAAUAAUCGGGCCAGGAACGAGAGAUGCCCAGGGCCAACCUUCAGUCAAGUCCAUGUUACGGGAGUGGGGAGAGAGGCUCUGGACACUUCCCGAAGCUCUGCUGAUCGCGUCCAAUAAGCCAAUUUCGGUGUAUCGAAGAGGCUAUCAGGGGCCACUUUUGAUUCCCAAAAACCAGUUUGCUGGAAUGGCUUGGGCCGACUCUGUCACGGCUAGGGACCUCAUAGAUCAUUAUGAGGGAAACUUGACUCUCAGUCGGCUCGAACUUGUGACUAUUGCAAUGCAAGCUCUCUUCGCGAGGAAAAGAGGCGAAUACCUACCCGGAGAUCAUUCCUAUGCGCUCAUGGGCUUACUACGCUCAAGGCCUAAGAUCGACAGCACCGACACGUCGUUCCAGGCCUUUGCACGCCUCUCGCUCGCAAACGAUAGCGACAUGCUGAUCGAACGGCUGAUGUGCCUCUUGCCUCAGAGCCCAACACAACAUUGGUCCUCUGUCUCGGACGCCUACGGGGUCAACGUCUGGGAUAUCUAUCCCACAUGCCAGAUCGCUGGCGUUUGUAGCAACGACACUGUUCUCGUUGAUGGUGCCUUCGGCGCUACCAUCCACUGGGAUAAGUUCAGAAAGGUAGCAAACACUCGACGAGUGAGGUCUUGGAAAAGGCUGGCGGUACAGACGAUGCUCCAUGGUGCGCCGUACUUUUUCCUCAUUGGAAUGCUCUUUUUCCAGAGUGCCUGGAAUACGGUUAGUGUAUUACGCGGCGUCAUAAGAAUUAUCGAUGAAAUCAAUAACAUCUGGGAUACUAUUGUUAAAUAUACUCCAUUCACAACCGCAGAGGCCGCCCCUCAUCACUUGGACAGUGGUCCCGCUGCACGGAGACUCUUGCAUUGGGCGUUACUUUUGGGAAGUGUUGGAUUCAUUCUUGUUGGCACCGCGUGUGUUGUCUUCGUGUCCUCUCCAUAUCUCACUCGACUUCUGUAUGGCGGCAAGUUUUGGGGCACACAGGCAUGGCUCUUCGGCUUUGAAGGGUAUCUCGACAUCGAAACCAUCGAGUCCCAGAUCUUUGGUUCCAAAAUGCGUCGCCUCCGCUGGUCUCUCUACGGCUCAUCCCUCUCACGCCACCGCAAGAACGAGUUCGAAGAAAGUGUUGGCGUGGACCCAACAACAGAUCCAGUGGUUCGUCAAAAGGUGGAUGAUGCAAUCAUGAAUACCAGGCCAGAUGCUAUGCGCAUUUUCACGCUGGUGGAUACGAAUACUAUGACUGUGACGAUGUUCGAAGCAGUAAAACCGCCAGUGGCAGUGCUGCUUUGUGGAGCCGAGGGGGGCAUGCAGCGAGCUGUUGCUUGUUCUUAUGAGUGGAGUACUGGGAUUUGCUAUCGUGAGACGGUGCUGAGGAUGGAGACACCAGUUCUCGAAAAGAUGUCGAGGGUGUCAAGGUUCAGGUUCGGUAUGAGUAGGGGUUCGUAGUAGUGGUGACUAGGACUACCUUAGCUUUUUAUAGGCGGGUGAGCAUGGCCCUUCGAUUACGGAACAGUCUCCAGACCUAGCUAUCUUGUUUACGCGCAUCCAUUCCCCAUCAUGCUCAGCCCCUCUGUCCAGACGCCCCCCUUGUCCCCCUUCAAGCUCGCCACAAUCUCAAACUCCGGCACCACAUACGCCCCAUCCAACUCCGCUUUAUACCUCUCUAACCCCACCUCAACCCUUCCCACCACCCCCCGCAUGCUCCCCAUAACCUGGCCCCUCACCCCCUCAUCUCUACACUCCCCAGCAAACCCAUCCCACAUCACCACCUGCACAUUUCUCAAACUCGUACACUUCACCAGCCACUUCCCUAACAUCUCCCACGCCACGCUCUCCUCUGACUCCCACGCAGACCUCGCGACCGCGAAACAACCGAUAUCAAUUACCAUCUUCUCGAUUUUCGGUGCCCAG
This is a messenger RNA of Hyaloscypha bicolor E, 3656 nucleotides long. RefSeq lists its product as uncharacterized. NCBI's taxonomy places the organism in Eukaryota, Fungi, Ascomycota, Leotiomycetes, Helotiales, Hyaloscyphaceae. The record is from RefSeq and is a predicted model, not a curated record. Bases 84 to 3191 code for a protein of 1035 amino acids. The transcript has 10 exons.